This is a messenger RNA of Macadamia integrifolia, 1258 nucleotides long. Its product is annotated as salicylic acid-binding protein 2-like. Lineage: Eukaryota; Viridiplantae; Streptophyta; Magnoliopsida; Proteales; Proteaceae. Gene Ontology annotation, biological process: salicylic acid metabolic process; jasmonic acid metabolic process. The record is from RefSeq and is a predicted model, not a curated record. The coding region runs from base 58 to 1056 and encodes 332 amino acids. Gene Ontology annotation, molecular function: methyl salicylate esterase activity; methyl indole-3-acetate esterase activity; methyl jasmonate esterase activity. The transcript is spliced from 3 exons.
AAGUAGAUGUUAUAGAGCGAUAAGGGAAGAAGAGAGAAGUGAAGAGAAGAGAGAGAGAUGGGUAGUUCUAGGGUGAGUGAAAUGGCUAUGUCCAUUGUGGUGGUGCUUGUGUUGUCGCAGCUCUUGCUGGCCAAUGGAGAAGAGCAGCCACAACAAUGCAGCUUUAGCCGAAAGCCUCCAUGCCCUCCAACGCCAACAGGGUUGGGUCAUAUUGUUCUUGUCCAUGGUGCAGGCCAAGGACAGUGGUUCUGGUACAAGGUUAAACCCAUAUUGGAGGCUGCAGGGUAUUACGUGACAACCGUCCAACUUGGACCUUCAGUCACCAUGGCUGUGGAUUCAAUAGCAAAUGUUACGUUUUCAAAUUACUCACAACCAUUGUUUGAUCUGAUGGAAUGCUUAGACCACAAGGUUUUGCUUGUGGCUCACAGUGCAGGAGGUUUCAAUAUUGCUGUUGCAAUGGACAAGUACCCCAACAAGAUACUUGCAGCAGUCUUUAUUGCUGCGUACAUGCCUGAUACUGCACACCCCAUGUCCUAUGUCCUCGAUCAGGGAGCGAAUUAUCCUACAGGAGGAGGAUGGCUAGACACUUGUGUCAUGACUAUUGGGAACACUACAUGGUAUUUCUUUGGUGAUGACUUCUUGGGAACAAAACUCUACCAAAUGUGCCCUCCUGAGGAUAUUGCCCUAAUGCAUACACAGAAAAGGUCAGGAUCGUUCUUCUACAAUGAAAUGGCUGAAAUGCAACUUACAGAAGAGAAUUAUGGUUCAGUUGAUCGAUUCUACAUUGUAACGGGGGACGAUUUAACGAUUGCUACUGCUUUUCAGUAUGUAAUGAUUGAAAAUUUUCCGGUGAAGGAGCAGAAGUUGAUAAAUAGUUCUGGUCAUGAGGUUAUGCUAUCAAAGCCCUUAGAGUUGUCUGCAAAUAUCUUAGAUAUUGCCAGAAAAUAUUACUCUUCUUUUGUGACUCCUAAAGCUGCUGGAGAUGGAACUUGGGAUGGUUGGGUCGAGAUGAGAGCCAAACCAAAUUCACUCCUACGUGGUGCCUUGUGGGUUUGAACUGAUUGGACCAGAGAAGUCCAAUCUUAGUAUCAAUGUACUGCUACUGCUGCUGGAGGGUACCAUGGUUUUUGUGUUGGGUUUGCUAUGCUAUCUGUCUAUCUAUGUAUAAACAAUAAAAGCCACUAUUGUCUAUCAAAUAUUACAGCUUAGCAGUGCUUUCUAUGUUAAUGAUAUAUCUCCAUCUAUCAUGGUUCUGAGU